This is a messenger RNA of Lotus japonicus, 696 nucleotides long. RefSeq lists its product as uncharacterized. Lineage: Eukaryota; Viridiplantae; Streptophyta; Magnoliopsida; Fabales; Fabaceae. The transcript has 2 exons. The record is from RefSeq and is a predicted model, not a curated record. Bases 1 to 696 code for a protein of 231 amino acids.
AUGGGUUUGUAUACGGUUAAAUCCGGGUAUAAUUGGCUCAUGGAGAAGAAUGCUAUCUCACCCCCCUCCACGUCUGCUGGUUUGCAACUGAAUUGGAAAGGAAUUUGGGAGACCGGAGCUGCUCCCAAGUGCAAAAGCUUUGUCUGGAGAGCUUGCCAGAAGGUGUUGCCCGUGAACGUUAACCUGCAAAAUCGUGGUGUUGAUGUCGAUCCCCUUUGUCCAUUAUGCCAGAUGGAGCCUGAGACGGUGACCUAUGCUCUAUUGAGAUGCCCGACUGUUCAGGACGUAGCUGAAGACGUAGUGGCAGUGAUCUUCACCAUCGCUUGGGCUAUUUGGAACCGAAGGAACAAGAUGGUUUUCACCAAGGCUCUAUUGCCAAUACCAGUUGUGAUUCAAGAAGCCUAUGCUAAUGUUCCAUCACCCGUUGAGUUCGAGCCAGGCGUUCAUGGUGAUGACGCUACUGUGCUUUUGGGGAUCUCUUCUCCCGUUUCAAAUGGCAACGAUACAGACAUGAGGUGGGUUGCGCCAGCACGAGGACGGGUCAAGAUCAAUAUCGAUGUGUCGGUGAGGGGCACUCAUGGUACUGGUUUUGGAAUGGUUGCCCGCGACCAUCCGGGGAAGGUGCUCGCAGCUGCCACAGAGACCCUACAGGAGGAGUUCUCUCCUUUAAUGGCUGAAGCUUUGUGCUGCAGAUGA